This is a messenger RNA of Rhea pennata, 1504 nucleotides long. It is a transcript of the gene MAP1LC3A, whose product is annotated as microtubule associated protein 1 light chain 3 alpha. The transcript has 4 exons. Gene Ontology annotation, biological process: autophagosome maturation; autophagosome assembly; cellular response to nitrogen starvation. Gene Ontology annotation, cellular component: cytosol; autophagosome membrane; autophagosome. NCBI's taxonomy places the organism in Eukaryota, Metazoa, Chordata, Aves, Rheiformes, Rheidae. Gene Ontology annotation, molecular function: microtubule binding; ubiquitin protein ligase binding. The coding region runs from base 89 to 454 and encodes 121 amino acids. The record is from RefSeq and is a predicted model, not a curated record.
CCUCUUUAAGGAGCGUUGUGGUGACGUCACCGGGCCGGCUGCGGCUCCCGCUCGAGCGCAGGCCGCGCCAGACACCGCCGCCGCCGCGAUGCCCUCGGACCGGCCCUUCAAGCAGCGCCGCACCUUCGCGGAUCGUUGUAAAGAAGUACAGCAGAUUCGAGAGCAGCAUCCAAACAAAAUCCCCGUCAUCAUUGAACGCUACAAAGGUGAGAAGCAGCUGCCAGUGCUGGACAAAACCAAGUUUCUUGUCCCAGACCAUGUCAACAUGAGUGAAUUGGUCAAAAUAAUCCGGCGUCGCUUGCAGCUGAAUCCUACCCAGGCUUUCUUCCUGCUGGUGAACCAACACAGCAUGGUGAGUGUGUCUACCCCCAUCUCGGAGAUCUAUGAGCAAGAGAAGGACGAGGAUGGCUUCCUCUACAUGGUCUAUGCCUCACAGGAAACAUUUGGCUACUGAGCCCUUGUGAGAGAUGGCAUGCAGAGACGAACAAACUGUGGUGCACAGGCCCCCAGCCUUGGAAGAUGAUGCAGCCAGAGGCUUACAAGAGGAGGGCUGUGCUGGCUCCCUUCAUCAUUACCCGGUCACCAAAAAAGGCUUGUGAUGUGCGUUGGACUUGCACAACCCUUUGCAUCUCUGUGUAGAUUAGUCUCGUUUCUUUCUCAGCCUCGCAGAUGUGCACAUAUACGUACACACACCCAUGCGUGCACACCAGGCCUCAGCUUCCCAUCCUGUUCCCUCAGUGUAACCUUAGCUGCUCUCCAUGUGUUGUGUGUGUAUGUGUGCGUAUUUCUAGCCUACUGCCAAAACAGUUUGACUGGUGAUGAGGAGAGGAGAGGGCAGUGUCGCCUUGGCUUUCAGUGCAGGGAGAGCUGCCUCCUCCUCCAGGACACUAACAAAAGGCAGGAAGUCUGCAAAAACAGCAAACAAAUAUUACCAUUGCUCCUGAGUUCUAAUUGAUUUUAAUUACAUGUGUAUCAAAUUCUUGGUGCUACUGAGUUAGAUGUAGGCGUCUUUAUAGGACUGUGGAUAAUGUAUAUCCUUUAGAUUUAUUUUAUUUUAUUCUUUUUUUUUUUUUUUUGAGGGAUGGAUUGGAAGGGGGAGAUGGGGUGUUCUUUCUUGUAUUCUAUAGGUAAGUAAGACAGGCUUUGUUGCACUUUAAAGCAUAGUAGAUGUGAGAGUGGAAUUUACUCUUAAUUUAUACAUGUUUGCCUUAUAUAGUGCUGCUCCUCUGUUGACAGUUGUGCCUAGAUUGUUUUUUUUUUCUCUUGUUAAUAAAAUUGACUUCCCCCCCUUUCUGUCUCCUCCAUUGCAUGCAAUCUUUUCCUCUCAAUAUGGCAAAGAGUUCACUCAAGGAUGUACUGAUUUAUACUUGCUAUGUUCCCUUUCCUAUUUUUCAUGUGUUGUACUCCCAAAAUGUAUAUGAUAAAAAUUCCAACCAGUUUAAUCUAUACAAAUGUGUAUAUAUAAAUAUAUAUAUAUAUAUAAAUAAAUAUAAAUUCAAGUUGA